Messenger RNA from Dichotomopilus funicola, 1443 nucleotides. Its product is annotated as homeobox and c2h2 transcription. Gene Ontology annotation, biological process: regulation of transcription by RNA polymerase II. The transcript has 3 exons. The coding region runs from base 1 to 1443 and encodes 480 amino acids. Lineage: Eukaryota; Fungi; Ascomycota; Sordariomycetes; Sordariales; Chaetomiaceae. The record is from RefSeq and is a predicted model, not a curated record. Gene Ontology annotation, molecular function: RNA polymerase II cis-regulatory region sequence-specific DNA binding.
AUGGCAUCAACAGCUAGCCCGUCCUUUUCAACGGGUCACGAGCCCAAUGCUCGACACACCCGCCAAAAGUUCUCCCGUCACGCCAAAUGGUCCACUCGCAUCCUCAAUCAAUGGUUUUUCUCCCACCCGGACCACCCUUACCCCACGGAGGAGGAAAAAAGCGACCUCGCGACCCGCACAGGUCUCACCGUCCGGCAAAUCUCCUUCUGGUUCAUCAACGCCCGCCGGCGCAAAGCCACCCACCUACAACCCCCAGCUCCUACCACUACGGCCAACUCGUGUUUUGGCUCAACCUCCUGGGAAGCCGGGUCCAUCCUCUCCGGUUCGGGGACGGGGGCACCCAGGUCCGGUUCAUCAGGAAGUGUGUCACAGCUAUCAUCACUAAGCUCAUCCGGGUCAGCAGCGACUUCCGGGGAUACGUCUCAUUUCCCAGGGGGGUGGACUCUACGUCGACAGCAUGGACGUCGACGGCGCGCACGGGGGAGAAAAGCCCCGUCCCAGAAAAACAACAACAACCCAACAACAACCCGCCCCUACCAAUGCACCUUCUGCCCCGAAACCUUCAAAACCCGCUACGACUGGACCCGACACGAAUCAACCCUCCACCUCCCCCUCGAAAAAUGGACCUGUCUCGCCACAGGACCAAUAUAUCACCCCAACUCCGAUCACCGCAAGCCUAACAGCACCGCCAAGUCCCUCUGCGCCCUCUGCCACACCCCCUCCCCAACCGCAACCCACCUCGCCACGCACAACACUGCCGAAUGUCUCUCCAAACCCCCCUCGGCACGCACCUUCUUCCGCAAAGACCACCUCCGCCAACACCUCCGCGCAUGCCACGGCGGCUCAGCAGCGACUACAGCGGCAGAUAUGGCCCGGAUCCUAAAAGAGUGGAAGUCAGUAAUGAAGAGAGUGAAAUCGCGAUGUGGGUUCUGCGGGGAGGAGUUUCUAGAUUGGGCACGGCGGUGUGAGCAUGUGGCGGAACAUUUCCGACGAGAAGGCAGACAGAUGGGGGAGUGGAAAGGGGGGUUGGGACUAGAGGGUGAGGUAUUGGCCCUGGUGGAGAACGCAGAGUUUGUGAUAGAUGAUGAGAAGAACGGGAUCGGCGGAGAGAUUGGUGUUCAUGAGGGCAUUCAUGAGGAUAAGGGGAUAGACCCUGGAGGUUCUUCUUUACCAGGUUGUCAGGUCGACGGGACAAAUAUUCACACUGCCCAGGCUGGAGAUGCUUCGCUAGAGCCGUUCUCAACGACGUUACAGUACCUCGACAGCUACGACCCGGCGCUCACCGAACAGCCUUUCUUUGGUGAGGACACAUAUACAUACUCGUCCAUACCAUGGCCAUGGCAAACUCCGGAGUACAUGGCUGGACUGCGGACGGGGGUUGACCAAACGACACCGAUGGAUGCGAUGGAGAACCUUGACUUUGACUUGGUAUUUACUCAUUAA